GUCGGAAAAUAUCCCGUGGCGGAAAUACAACUAUUUUCCAUUAAGUAGUGUUAAAGUAUAUUGGAAGACAGUUUAAUGAGAGGAAUGAGCAAUAUAAGCUAUAGUUGGAGAGAUUCAGGGUAUUGACGGUGCAUGAGAAGACUACAUUUAGACAGGCAAAAGGCCUAGACGACAACAUAUUUCCCAAUGGCUGAGAAUAAUUUCCCUCCUCUGCCGCCAUUUAUUCCUCUGAAGCCAUGUUUCUACCAGGACUUUGAGGAAAUCCCAGAGCAGCACCGGAGCAUGUGCAAGAAAAUUUACUACCUCUGGAUGUUGUACAGUGCCACUCUGGUGGUGAAUUUUGUAGGCUGUAUGGCUUGGAUGUUCGCUGGAGGAGGAGUGACAAACUUUGGCAUGUCCAUCAUGUGGUUGAUCCUCUUCACUCCAUGUUCCUACGUGUGUUGGUUCAGACCUGUCUACAAGGCCUUCAAGACAGACAGCUCCUUCAACUUCAUGGCUUUCUUCUUCAUCUUCAUGGCUCAGGUUGCAAUCAGCAUCAUCCAAGCCAUCGGGAUUCCGGGAUGGGGGGUCUGUGGCUGGUUAGGCACUAUUGUCUUCUUUGGCACAAGCAUCUUCGCCUCCAUCAUUAUGCUCAUUCCUACCAUCAUGUUUACGGCCGUAGCGAUUUUGUCCUUCGUCGCUCUCACUACGGUUCAUAACCUGUACCGGGGCAGUGGAGGCAGCAUGAGUAAGGCUCAGGAGGAGUGGACUACAGGUGCAUGGAAAAACCCACACGUUCAGGAGGCCGCCCAACAAGCUGCCAUGGGAGCCACUCAUGGAGCCAUGCAGCCUCAGGAUCCGUCCAACACACCCAACUACAGCAAUCAGACGUUAAUACAAAAUGAAAUAUAAAGCAAACGCCAGUGCAGAGACUUGCCAAAAAGCAGGCCAGGAAUGUUGGCCGUCGCAUUACAGAUAGAUCACGACAGCUUUGGGCAGAGCUCUUCUGGAACAAAAUGUAGAUGGGUGUAUUCAGUUUGGAAUGCUAGUCUGAUUUCUGGUUCUCUUUAGUAGGAAAAACUGUGAUGGCUUGUAAUUGUGUGGUUCUUUAGCUCCUUUGUAUUUGGAUGGGAAAGCAGACAGAUUUGUAAUAGUCUCUUUCUUAGAGUUCUUUGUAUGUUGUAAGCUGGUUUUUAUUAAGUCAUAAGAGUCACCGAGGGAAAAAAAAUAUACACAAUUGUCUGUUGUGAUGUCACUUUAUGACUAACUUCAUUUGACUAAUGAAUAUAUGAAAACACAAUAUUUCAUAUAAUUAAGGUCCUAAAUUACUAAUUACUCUAAAUGUUUCACUGAAAUACUAUGAGAGGAGUAACUUUAGCGUUAACUGCAUUCACUUUCUAUUUUUAGGUCUUAGGUUUUUAGCUUUUGCCGAUAACUAACUAUACCAAUGUUAACUCAUUAAAUGUUUAGCAUUUUGUUGUUUAAUACUUAUCAUCCAGUUUGAAUGUAAGCGUAAUCCAAUCCGUGCUAGCUUUUGUGUUUUGUGCUCAGCAUAUCAUCCUAAACACUUCACCCAUUUCAGUUAUUCCUUGAAUAUGAAGUAUCUGAUAUUGGAUUUAUUAAAAUCUUAAUUUUGAUUAACCUUAUUUUAAACAAUUUACAAUAUUCUGUUAUCAUAU
Molecule: messenger RNA, 1658 nt
Organism: Tachysurus vachellii
Lineage: Eukaryota; Metazoa; Chordata; Actinopteri; Siluriformes; Bagridae
Gene: scamp5b
Product: secretory carrier membrane protein 5b
Exons: 7
Coding region: 187-891 (234 amino acids)
Biological process (GO): protein transport
Cellular component (GO): recycling endosome membrane; trans-Golgi network membrane
Source: RefSeq, a predicted model, not a curated record